UCUUUGUAUUCCUCUGGCUCUCUCCUGGCCACACCAGCAUCUCUCCUCCUCUCCUGGCUUAGCCUCCCCCAGCCUCCCCAUCUUGAGCUCAGCCUCCUCCCCCUUACUCUUCUCUUCUCCCCACCCCUCCCUCUCACCCCACACCAAGAAGAAUCCCAGGGUUACUGUCCACCCUGGGGGUCUCUGUGCCUCAUUUUCUUCUCUACUCCCCUCCCCACUCCCUCACUGCUGGUUUACUAGGCACUCAUCCUGGUCUGCCUGGGCAUCCCCCCCACCCCAUGGCUGUCAUCGCCACCAUCUCAUCACCUCCUCUUCUCCCCACCCUCUCCUCCCUUCUUCCUGCCCCUUUAAAUCUGCCUGGCCCAGCCUCUCUGGUGAUGCUGGGAUGGAGCAAACAUUGAUUUGUGCUGGGAUGGAAUCAGAAUUUUGAUUUUUUUCCUCUCCCAAGCAUAAGAAGAAAAAAUAAAAACACCCCCUCUAGAUAGCCUCCUCUUCCUAACCAUCCAGCUCCCGGCUCCUCUUCCCUAUCUCCAUCCAAAACAGAUUUUUUUCCCCCCUACACUAUUCUCAUCCUCCCCACCCCCCACCACCGCCGGCUCUUCCAGCUGGGGAGAGAGGGGACUUUCUCCUGCGGAUCGCCCACCUUCGUUCUGGGGUUGGAGCAGUCUCUCCGGAAGGGGAGGGGGCUUGGUUUGGCGGGGAGAGGUGGGAGUGGAGGUAUCCUGCCAUGGAUGAUCUGCCUGGGAAGCGGCUUGAGCCCCAGCCCACAUGCCACUCAGGAUGAGGGUCCGGCCCUGCCAGCCCGCGCUGGGCGACCCCCGCACGGCCCCGGUCUAACUGCCCCCGCCCCCAGGCCUCGCCCCGCUCCCAGGCCCCCAGCCGGCUCUCCAGCCCCAGGAUGCUCUGAGCCGCCAGGGGGCCGAGGCCGCGCAAACUACUUGCAUGUCCCCCGGGGGCAAGUUCGACUUUGACGACGGGGGCUGCUACGUGGGGGGCUGGGAGGCGGGGCGGGCACAUGGCUACGGCGUGUGCACGGGGCCCGGCGCCCAGGGCGAGUACAGCGGCUGCUGGGCGCACGGCUUCGAGUCACUGGGCGUCUUCACGGGGCCCGGCGGACACAGCUACCAGGGCCACUGGCAGCAGGGCAAGCGCGAAGGGCUGGGAGUGGAGCGCAAGAGCCGCUGGACGUACCGCGGCGAGUGGCUGGGCGGGCUGAAGGGGCGCAGCGGCGUGUGGGAGAGCGUGUCUGGCCUGCGCUACGCCGGGCUUUGGAAGGACGGCUUCCAGGACGGCUACGGCACCGAGACCUACUCCGACGGAGGCACCUACCAAGGCCAGUGGCAGGCCGGGAAGCGCCACGGCUACGGGGUACGCCAGAGUGUGCCGUACCAUCAGGCGGUGCUGCUGCGCUCGCCCCGCCGCACCUCCCUGGACUCGGGCCACAGCGACCCCCCGACGCCGCCCCCGCCCCUGCCCCUGCCAGGCGACGAGGGAGGUAGCCCGGCCUCCGGCUCCCGGGGCGGCUUCGUGCUGGCCGGCCCCGGGGAUGCUGACGGCGCGUCCUCCCGAAAGCGCACUCCCGCGGCCGGUGGAUUCUUCCGCCGCUCGCUGCUGCUCAGCGGGCUACGGGCGGGCGGGCGGCGCAGCUCCUUGGGCAGCAAACGGGGUUCUCUGCGCAGCGAGGUGAGCAGCGAGGUGGGCAGUACAGGACCCCCGGGCUCCGAAGCCAGUGGGCCACCGGCCCCUGCGCCACCGGCCCUCAUCGAGGGCUCGGCCACUGAGGUGUAUGCUGGCGAAUGGCGCGCCGACCGGCGCAGCGGCUACGGCGUGAGCCAACGCUCCAACGGGCUGCGCUACGAGGGCGAGUGGCUGGGCAACCGGCGGCAUGGCUAUGGGCGUACCACACGCCCCGACGGCUCCCGCGAGGAGGGCAAGUACAAGCGCAACCGAUUGGUGCACGGAGGCCGCGUGCGCAGCCUUCUGCCUCUGGCCCUUCGGCGGGGCAAAGUCAAGGAGAAGGUGGACAGGGCCGUUGAGGGCGCCCGUCGAGCCGUGAGCGCUGCGCGCCAGCGCCAGGAGAUCGCAGCUGCCAGGGCAGCAGAUGCCCUUCUAAAGGCAGUGGCAGCAAGCAGUGUCGCGGAGAAGGCUGUGGAAGCAGCUCGAAUGGCCAAGUUGAUAGCCCAGGACCUGCAACCCAUGUUAGAGGCCCCAGGCCGCAGACCCAGGCAGGACUCAGAAGGUUCCGACACAGAGCCCUUGGAUGAGGACAGCCCUGGGGUGUAUGAGAAUGGACUGACCCCUUCAGAGGGCUCCCCUGAACUGCCCAGCAGUCCUGCCUCCUCCCACCAACCCUGGCAACCUCCUGACCACCGGAGUCCACUGCCUCCCGGAGGGGACCAGGGUCCCUUCUCCAGCCCCAGAGCUUGGCCUGAGGAGUGGGGGGGCCCAGGUGAGCAGGCAGAGGAACUAGCUGGCUAUGAGGCCGAGGAUGAGGCUGGGAUGCAAGGGCCAGGACCCAGAGAUGGUUCCCCACUCCUCGGAGGCUGCAGCGACAGUUCUGGAAGUCUUCGAGAGGAGGAGGGGGAAGAUGAAGAGCCCUUGCCGCAGCUGAGCACCCCAGGGGGCUCGGAGCCUGAGCCUGUGGCCAAGCCAGUGUGGAGAGGCCCAUCCUUAAGGGGUUCUGAAGCCAGGAGCCUGACGGAAGAGCGUGAGGAGGCUGCUGCAACCGAGAGGCCUGCCCAGCCGGGAGCUGCCAACCCCCUGGUGGUGGGAGCCGUGGCUCUCCUGGACCUUAGCCUGGCAUUCCUGUUCUCCCAGCUCCUCACCUGAGGCUCCUGCCUGGCCGAGUUCUGGCUUCAGUUGCUGCCUCAACAUGUCCUUGGCCUGCCUUUUUCUCUUUUCCCCCUUCUGAUUGUUCCUCCUCCUAUCUUUCUUCCCUUUCACCCUUUCUUUUGUCUCUCUUUGUUUUUGUCUCUUGCUUUUUCGUUCCCUCUGUCCUUUCAGAUUCUCUCAUUUAUUCUGGAUCUGUUUCUGUCUUCCUAACUCCCUUCUCCUGUCCCCCUUCCCUUUCUCUCUCUCUCUCUUUCUCUCUAGAUUGUUUACAUAUGAAGGGCUUUUCUCACUCAGAGUUGCUCUCUUCUCUGAGACACACAAAUCUAAGUCAUACCUUUGCCCCACACCCUCCCCGCCUUUUCUUUAGACCUAACUUUUAUGAGUUUGGGGAUUUGGUGUCCUGAGGAGUCUCCUGGAAGCUGAGUAGAAAGAGAGAAAAUGAAGAAGGGGAGACUGUAUGCAGGGCAAGCUACUGGCUCAAAGGGCCUGUUGUCCAUCUGAGGCCUAGGGAAAAAGCCAGAGGAGGUGCAGCCUCCAUCUCUGACUUUGGAGAACCUGUGUCACCUCCAAGCACUGAGCCAGGUUUUGCCUAACUCCAUCCUUCCCUGAAGGAGCUAAGGGAAAAGAAAAGUAGAAUGACUCCCCACCAUCUAUCACUUUCCUCAACAGCCAGCCCCUCAUCCAGCCCCCCAGGGUGGCAUGCCAUGUCAAGAGCAAUGUGUAAAGGAAAGAAAAUGUACAGUGUAGCCAAAUCCACCCACUGACACUCCAACCCUUCUCUCUCCCCCUAAAAGUUUAUUUGGUUGGUCUAGACUCACUUGUGGCCUUUGAUUGAAUUUCUAAGGGGCCUGGAGAAGACAUUUCUACUGCAGAGGAUUAGAGGCACUUGAGCAAGGACCCCACUUCCCAGCUCCAGCAGUUGUGGUGUGGGGAGGCACAGUUCCAUUCUGGAGAAUGGAACCACAGGAGAAAAAAGCUAAAUGGGUUAUAUCCCUUCCCCCAUCACAUCAGAAUCUUGUGAAAUGGGAAAACAACAGAAAGAGGGGAUCAAAGGAAGCCAAUCUCACAUACUUUCCAGGCAGGGUAGAGGUGGGAGUCAAACCAGGGUGAGAGGUGACAGAGAGCCCUGUUUGAGGUUGUGGCUGAUGCCUGGUGAUAGCUUUCCCCUGGGGAAGCCCUAGUAAGAGAGGACUGUAGGGUCCCCAGGGGAUCUUUUCUCCCUCCCCUGCAUGAGGCAGUGCAAGCUGCCUUCCAACCCCCUGCCUCAAGGAAUGGCCUUGCCUGGGAAUGCCCACCACACACACCCUCUUCUUUUUUCUAGUCAAACUGUUUACUCCCUGGCCUGUCUCCCCUCCUUCCUCUCCUCUCAACCUUUACUUCUGAUUUCUACUUCAUGGAAUUUGGGAUUGAAGUUAAACUACAACAGUGCCGCCAACACCACGUCUUGCAGGAAAAAAAAAAAUACAAAGAAAUUUAACAAAAAAUAUAUUAAUAAAAAAGUUCAAAAAAG
Messenger RNA from Manis javanica (Malayan pangolin), 4342 nucleotides. It is a transcript of the gene JPH4, whose product is annotated as junctophilin 4. Lineage: Eukaryota; Metazoa; Chordata; Mammalia; Pholidota; Manidae. Gene Ontology annotation, cellular component: plasma membrane; endoplasmic reticulum membrane; junctional membrane complex. Gene Ontology annotation, biological process: regulation of synaptic plasticity. The record is from RefSeq and is a predicted model, not a curated record.